AUGAAUCACCAGUCCAACAAGAACCUCUCCACCAAAACGAGAUGCUCCAGCGGCAUUCAAGAAAGAAUUGACGCACUCCAAAAAUCCUCAGGGUGCCAUCACCACCACCAACAAGAAAACCAGACACGCCCAAGUGGCCGCGUCUCAAAGAGACCAUCCUUGAACCUUUCCGAUCUUCAACAUUCCAUAUAUUCCAUGGAAAACUCGGUUUCCUCCUUGGAUUUGAGCAAUUCCAUCCAACUACCAUUGACACCAGGUGGUGUCGUCGAUGAGAAUGCUGAAGAGCAACAACCAACAAGAACAAACACGGCGCAACGAAGCGUCUCCUUUGCCAACAUGGCAGAUGUUUGCUUCAUUCCACAGCUCGACGAUACUGUCGACUACGGCGUCUUGUAUUACAAGGAGGAUGAACUCGCCGACUUUCGUCACGAAGCCUUUCUAGAAGAUUGUGGUUUGGCAGAUAUGAUGAUGUGA
This is a messenger RNA of Cylindrotheca closterium, 474 nucleotides long. Lineage: Eukaryota; Bacillariophyta; Bacillariophyceae; Bacillariales; Bacillariaceae. The record is from the annotation of a GenBank genome assembly.